AGUUACAGGCAGAUUUGGCAAGGUCACACCAAACCAGAAAACAAGAAUUAGGAGAGAGGAGCUAAAAAGCUGGCUAAAAAAGAGGGUUGUUUCUCGUCAAGGUCAAAACUUCAACCAAUGUAUUUGAAAGCCAACCACAAAAAAGAUAAAAUAAAGAACAAAUAAGAGAAAGAUUGGGAAAGUAAGCUCAUGAGAAAAGAGAGGAGAACAAGAAAGAAACGAGUGAUUUUCUGAGGUAAUUCUCCCUUUCUACAAGGAAAGAGGAAAUAAGAAGACAACUGCUGUUUCUCUCUGCAAUUUGUCUCUGAGAUCUUCCUUUCUCUGACAACAAUCUCAAGAUUUUCAGACGAAAAAUUCCAAAUCUUACUUCCUCCUCCUACUUAUCCACUUUCGAUCGCUCUCAUCAGAGGCGGACACGAUAAAUCUAGAUUGGAUUUUACAGCUAAGGCUGCCUGCGAAAGAUGACACACAUGGGUUGUCAAAAUCCCAAAAACCAGAUUCAAGGUAUGUCAGAUGAACAUCCCUCUAAACUCUCUGAAUUGUAUUAAAAAUCGUUGCUUUCUUGUCCCAGACUCAUCUACUGUGGUUUCUGCCCAUACCCAUUUCAAUUUUCUGGGAGAUCUGGACGUGUUAAUGGUGUCUGGGUUCUGCUAUGCUUAUGGGUAUUUAGUUUCAGGAAGUUCUGGUCUGGGUCUCGAACCUGGCCGUAAAGUUGCAUUGAAAUUGGGUUUGGGUCGAAAUUGGGUGGUGGGUUUGGAACCAAAGCAGAAGCUGGAAUUGAAAUUGGGUCUUGAUUUUAUUUUGAAUAUUGAAUUGAUGAACGUUUCAAUUGCUGGGUGGUUUGGAUGAAAGAUGUGAGGUAAUGGUAUCAUCUGCUUCAUCAGUAUCAUCUGGAUUAAUGAAGAUCAUUACACCCUGUUGGAAGUCUUAUGGAGAGGGCAGCGACGAUUCUAAUACGAGCGGAGAAGGAAGUGGCCGAUCAGAUGGGUUGCUGUGGUAUAAGGACUCAGGUCACCAUGUUAGUGGUGAAUUUUCAAUGGCAGUGAUCCAAGCAAAUAGCUUGUUGGAGGAUCAGUGUCAACUUGAAUCAGGGCCACUGAGCUCGCUCUGUUCAGGUCCACAAGGGACGUUCGUUGGGAUCUAUGAUGGUCAUGGAGGUCCAGAGACUUCUCGAUUCAUAAAUGAUCACCUCUUUCAUAAUCUCAAGAAAUUCACUUCAGAGAAUCAGGGGAUGUCAGCUAAUGCUAUCAGCAAAGCAUUUUUAGCAACAGAGGAAGAGUUCUUAUCACUCGUAAAGAAACAGUGGCUAAAUAGCCCACAAAUUGCAUCAGUGGGAUCGUGUUGUUUGGUUGGAAUAAUAUGUAACGGAUUGUUAUAUAUUGCGAAUGCUGGAGAUUCUCGGGUGGUACUAGGGAGAUUAGAGAAGGCCACCAGAGAAGUCAGAGCUAUUCAAUUGUCAACAGAGCAUAAUGCAAGUUUUGAAUCUGUGAGAGAGGAGCUGCGCUUGUUGCAUCCUGAUGAUUCACAAAUUGUGGUUUUAAAACACAAAGUUUGGCGUGUGAAGGGCCUUAUACAGGUUUCAAGAUCCAUUGGUGAUGCAUAUCUGAAAAGGACAGAGUUCAACAAAGAACCUCUACUAUCAAGGUUUAGACUACCUGAACCCUUCGACAGACCAAUCCUUAGUGCUGAGCCAUCAAUGUUUGUUCAAAAAGUCCACCCUCAAGAUCAGUUUCUUAUAUUCGCCUCCGAUGGUCUAUGGGAGCACCUUAGCAAUCAAGAGGCUGUUGACAUUGUCCACAACAAUCCACAUAAUGGGAUUGCUAGGAGGCUUGUUAAAACUGCACUCCGAGAAGCGGCUAAAAAAAGAGAAAUGAGGUACUCAGACCUGAAAAAGAUUGAUCGGGGGGUGAGGAGACAUUUCCAUGAUGAUAUCACGGUUAUAGUUUUAUUUUUAGACCCGCAUCUUAUUAGCCGGAGCUCAUGUCGUGGUCCUCCUGUUUCCAUAAGAGGAUCUGGGGGGUUGCCUACACAUGCUAGCCCCUAGUUGAAGAAGUUCUACAUCUCUUUCAACCCUUUCUCCCCAUUUGUACUAGGGAGAAGGCAAAAUUUUAUUUAUGUAUACUGACCGAUGCUCCCCAGAGUAUUUCUUCAUCAAUCUCUCUCAGAGACAGCAUAGAUGAUGAUUUAAGCUGGGAAUGCCAAGGGAGAAAAUUUUCUCUUUGUAAAAGUUGGUUGGGAUAGGCAUAAAAAUUAAGAAUGGAAGCAAGGUUUAACA
Molecule: messenger RNA, 2275 nt
Organism: Telopea speciosissima
Lineage: Eukaryota; Viridiplantae; Streptophyta; Magnoliopsida; Proteales; Proteaceae
Product: probable protein phosphatase 2C 38
Exons: 4
Coding region: 863-2044 (393 amino acids)
Biological process (GO): protein dephosphorylation
Molecular function (GO): protein serine/threonine phosphatase activity; cation binding
Source: RefSeq, a predicted model, not a curated record